UGAUAUGAAGCAUGGUGGGGCGUCUGGAUUUUUGUUCCUCUUGUCUUUAUACGCACAUUAGCCUCGUUAUCAGCAGUAUAUAUAUGUAUCGCACUUCCGGCGUUCACCCCAUGGCAGUGGAGAGCGCGUUCUUUUGUACAUUUUUCUUUUCCAAAAACUACCUUCAGAAUGGCAGAGAAGGCAAGUAUUCGAGCCUUCGACAGCCAAAGAGAUGCCCUUAUGGUAGAGGAGUUAGAGAGUAGAUGUGAAGUAGGCCCGAGUGGCAGCUCGUUCCUUCUCUCUGACUUGAUGGGCGACCCCAUCGCCAGGAUCCGCUACUGCCCUUUGUACACCAUGCUGGUUGCUGACUUGAAUGACGAGUUGGUUGGCGUGGUCCGGGGCUCCAUAAAGACAGUGGUGACCUGCGCUCACUCCCCGACUCACCUGGCCAAGGUGGGCUACGUCCUCGGCCUGCGAGUCUCGCCGCAGCACCGCCGGAAGGGCAUAGCCCACCAGCUGGUCAUCAGCUUGGAGAAGUGGUUCGUCUCCAAUGGCGCAGAGUACGUCUACAUGGCCACGGAGAAAGACAACCUUGCCUCGGUUAAGCUCUUCACCGAGAAGUGCCACUACUCCAAGUUCAGGACACCCUCGAUCCUAGUGAACCCAGUGAGCUACCACACUAAGAGAAUCCCUUCCAGCUUCAGGAUCGUGAAGCUCAGCACAGACCAGGCAGAGUUCCUUUACAGGAAGCAGAUGGGCUCGACCGAAUUCUUCCCCGCUGACAUCAACCGUGUUCUUGCGAACCCACUGAGCUUGGGGACCUGGGUGGCCUUCCCGAGAGGCGAGACUUGGGAUAACAUGGGGAAGCCGCCGCAGAGUUGGGCAGUCUUGAGUGUGUGGAACAGCAGUGAGCUGUUCAAGCUGAGGGUGGAAGGUGCAUCAAUGGCCUGUGCUCUGUAUGCUAGGAGCUGUGGGGCCAUAGACCGAGCGUUCCCUUGUUUCAGGCUCCCUGCAUUUCCUGAUCUAUUCAGCCCAUUUGGGUUCUACUUCUUGUAUGGUUUGCAUGGCCAGGGGCCCAAGUCAGGGUCCCUUAUCAGGGCACUCUGCAAAUUUGUACAUAACAUGGCUGCUAGAAAGAGUGAAGAUUGCAGAGUAAUUGUGACUGAGGUGGGUGGGCAGGAUGAGCUGAGGCAUCACAUCCCACACUGGAAGAAGCUCUCUUGUUCAGAGGAUUUAUGGUGCAUCAAGAGGUUGGGUGGUGAGAGCUCCUGCUGUGCAAAGGAGGGGAAGGACUGGACCAAGAGCCCGCCACCUCGCUCCCUUUUCGUAGAUCCACGAGAAGUUUGAACUGCAAGUGGCGACCACUUUGUCCCACUGAAAACACAAUCCUUCACUAUCAUCUUGUUCUUCACUUUCUUCCGUUUGUUUUUGCAUUUUUUUUCCCUCUCUCCUGUUCUUCUUAAAUCUUGCCUCUGUUAUUGCUAAUUUUUGUGCCUGCCUAA
Nymphaea colorata (pocket water lily) is the source of this 1481-nucleotide messenger RNA. RefSeq names its product probable N-acetyltransferase HLS1. The transcript has 2 exons. The record is from RefSeq and is a predicted model, not a curated record. Lineage: Eukaryota; Viridiplantae; Streptophyta; Magnoliopsida; Nymphaeales; Nymphaeaceae. Gene Ontology annotation, molecular function: acyltransferase activity, transferring groups other than amino-acyl groups. The coding region runs from base 169 to 1326 and encodes 385 amino acids.